Messenger RNA from Geodia barretti, 864 nucleotides. The record is from the annotation of a GenBank genome assembly. Lineage: Eukaryota; Metazoa; Porifera; Demospongiae; Tetractinellida; Geodiidae.
AUGAAGUUUGAUUCGCGGCGCUCGAAUGUGCGGGCGCGAAACGGGAUGGUGGCAACAAGCCAGCCGUUGGCGGCGAUGGCCGGGCUGCGAAUGCUGAUGAACGGAGGGACGGCGGUGGAUGCGGCGGUUGCGGCGGCGGCGGCGCUGAAUGUUGUGGAGCCGUUCUCGACGGGUGUGGGCGGCGAUGUGUUCGCGCUGGUGUGGAGUGAGCGGGCGGGCAAGGUGUACGCGCUGAACGCGAGUGGGCGGUCGGCGGCAGCGGCAGACACUGAAUUACUUCAAUCAACAGGGUACACAGGCAUUCCGAACGACAGCCCUUACGCCGUAACGGUGCCGGGCGCGGUGAGCGGAUGGCAGGCACUGCUGGACAGGUUCGGGAAUAUGGGGAUGGCCGAUGUUCUUCGUCCCGCAAUCGACUAUGCCGAAGGUGGAUAUCCGGUGUCGGAGAUGGUCGCGCACCAGUGGGCGGGGGCGGAAUCGCGGCUGAAGCAGCAUUUCAGCGGCGAAGAACUGCUGCUGAGAGGCAGGGCGCCUCGUGCGGGUGAAGUGAUGACUAUGCGCACGCUCGCCGAUACGCUGCGAACUAUUGCAUACGGCGGGAAGGAUGCGUUCUAUAAAGGCAGGAUCGCGGAGCAGAUUGCCGCCUUUGUGCAGGAGCGCGGCGGGUGGCUGACGACCGAGGACUUGGCGGAGCACGAGUCGACCUGGGAGGAGCCGAUAAGCACAGAAUACCGUGGCGUGGACUGUGUGGCAGUGUCCGCCGAACAACCAGGGUGUGAAUGUGCUGCUGGGGCUGAACAUCGCGGAAGGGAUUCGACAUCGGGGGGAUGGGGGCGCAGUCUGCGGACCGGCACCAUCAUCUGA